Corythoichthys intestinalis (scribbled pipefish) is the source of this 3243-nucleotide messenger RNA. RefSeq names its product HIV-1 Tat specific factor 1 (gene htatsf1). NCBI's taxonomy places the organism in Eukaryota, Metazoa, Chordata, Actinopteri, Syngnathiformes, Syngnathidae. The record is from RefSeq and is a predicted model, not a curated record. Gene Ontology annotation, molecular function: RNA binding. The coding region runs from base 203 to 1483 and encodes 426 amino acids. Gene Ontology annotation, biological process: mRNA splicing, via spliceosome. The transcript is spliced from 10 exons. Gene Ontology annotation, cellular component: U2 snRNP; U2-type spliceosomal complex.
UCAAAUCUAACACCGGAAGUACUUCAUUCAAUCCUCCCUCACCGCGAAUUAGGCGAGCAGCUAAACGUUCCAACUGCGUCUUUUGUUGCAAGAAAUUCAAUUUAAAACCCUUUUGUGGAAAAGAAUGAUUGCCGCCUAGGUGUUUGUACCGCCCACAUCUGCACCGUUUCCUCAGCGGAAUUUGAACGUGCAUCGCUGUGUAAUGAUGAGCGGCGACGCCAACAAAGAGUUUGAGGAGCAGCUGCGCCUUCAGGAGCUCUACAGCAGGAGGAGCCAGGAUGGUUCUGAUCCGUUCACGUACACGGACACCGACGGCACAGUUUACGACUGGGAUCAUGACAAGAAGGCUUGGUUCCCCAAGGUCACAGAAGAUUUCAUAGCUGCCUACCAGGCAAACUACGGUUUCUCUCAAGAAGGCGAGCCGGGUGUCGCCUCCGAAAUGGAGAUGAAAAAGACAACGACGACAAAGACGAUGACGAAGGAACCAAUCCCAGAGCAGCAAACAAGUGUGGCUGCAGACGGCAAGCAGAAAGGGGAGAAAAGGAAAGCUGAUCCAGGCUGGUUUGACAUGGAGGACACCAAGAACACCAACGUGUACGUGUCUGGCCUGCCCCCCGACACGAGCCCCGAGGAGUUCGUGGAGCUGAUGUCAAAGUGCGGCAUCGUCAUGCGGGACCCCAUCAGUGAAGAUUUCAAAGUCAAACUCUACAAGGACAAAGAUGGCAACCUCAAAGGGGACGGCCUUUGCUGCUACCUCAAGAGGGAGUCUGUUGAGUUGGCAGUGCGUCUUCUGGACGAGUCGGAGGUCAGGGGUUAUAAAGUGCACGUGGAGGCGGCGCGCUUCGAGCUCAAAGGGCAAUACGACGCCAGCAAGAAGAAGAAAAAGAAUAAGGAGUACCGCAAGAAGAUGCAGCAGCAGCAAAAACAGUUGGACUGGAGACCCGAGAAGCAAGGAGACGCCAGGAAGCGACACGAAAAAGUCGUCAUCAUUAGGAACAUGUUUCAUCCCAGCGACUUUGAGGAGGACCCUCUGGUCCUGAACGAGUAUCGUGACGACCUUCGCUCCGAGUGCGACAAGUUCGGCGAGGUCAAGAAGGUCAUCCUGUUUGACCGCCACCCGGACGGCGUGGCAUCGGUGGCUUUCAAGGAGCAACCGGCAGCCGACGCCUGCAUCGCAUCCUUCCACGGACGCUGGUUCGGCGGACGCCAGCUCAGCGCCGAACUUUGGGACGGGAGCACAGACUAUCAGGUGGAGGAGACAAGCCGCGAACGUGAAGAACGUCUCAAAGGUUGGUCCUCCUUCCUGGAGGGGGCGGAGCCGGCCGGGGGUCCCGCCCUUCCGCCAGAGGGCGCCACAAAGGUGGCGGGCGAUGCACCUGCUAUCCCGCAACCAUCGCACGAUGAAAAAAAGGGAAAAAAGGAAGACGAGGAAGCCAAGUCGACAGACAGCAGCUUGGCGGGAAGCGACGAGGAGGAAGCUUAAGCAGAGACGGCGUUAAUUGAGGAUCUCCACUCGUCACUUUAGCACAUCUGACUGAUCGUAUCAUCCCAGCCGCACGAUUGAUCGUGCAGGAGCCAAACCCCAUCCGCCAAGGUUUGUCAUUACCUCAAGAUGCAGCAAGGCAAAUUGUUUCGUACUAACUGACGAAAUCCAUUUCUAGCUCCUCCCAUCGCCCUAACUUAAGAUAUUGCUUUGGCGCCAUUUGGAGAAUACCAAGCAUUUAUCACUUGGUGUUUUCUUGAAUCGGGAAGGUCCGCCACCCCCACACCAUUAACUCUUUUAGUGACAGUUUUCAGAGCAGACAGAUUGGCUUUGGUAGUGAAUGAGCAAACUGCAUCCAUGUGGAGGUUUUAUGUUUGCAGGCAUGUUUCAGUGCCAUUAACGGUGAUAGACAUUCAAUCCAUUACAACAGGCAGUGGCUGCUAGCCAUAACCAGUUCAAAUGUUUGGACGUCGAUCACCGUCCAUGGCAGCCAAUGUGUUAAAAUAGACAACUACAGUGCUGCAUUGACAUCCAAGUUUAAUUUGUUUUACAACUAUGCUUGUAUAUUAAAUCAUAUUUCCCCAUUGAAAUGAAAAAUCAUCUGUUCCAGCAGCCACAAAAACAAAGUGAGCACAAAACCUAUUUGUACCUAACAUAUUGUCCUUGUUCUUGAUUAACGGUUGGCAAAGCAGCUUUAUGGCUCUUUAGUCCUUCCACUGCAAGGAAAGCAACAUGAAUUGAGGGAGCUUUCUUGCCACCACUCAGUGGUAUCGGUGAUGAAAUUACAUUUAGUGCUGCGUACCUCAGAAAACUCAUAAGUCAAGGUGUUCGUAUAUGAGGACAGUGCUGUAUUAUCAGUUUCUGUUAAGGAGGGAAUCAUGUAAACAAGCUUGUGAAAGUUGUGAUGUUGGUCCGCGAUCAUACAGCAAGAAACAGGAAGUGGACCCACUUUUUGACACGUGUGCUAAAAAGAUCUGGUGAUAGCAAUUAGCCACUAAAUAAAUUAGUCUUACUUGUCACCUGUUUAUUGUUGGCAACAAUGGAGACCGAUAAUGAGAGUGAGCAUGUGACGUACAGACGAGCUCCGUCGAGCGUCCAUUGGUCUCGGAAUAAUUUAUUAAAAAGUUUUAAAAACGUCCAACGAGUGGUUCUGACGCUGCCAGACCCGUGGCGGCGCUGUUGGCGUAAGAGUCCACAGAUGAAGAAGGGGGCGGGACAAGGCAGAAUGAUGUCAACGAGGCGUGGCGGGUGCGACGGGAAGUGCGUCUCAGGUCCACAAGGCGAUUGUGUUGAAGGUUCUGGUGCCCUGUUUGGUUCUCUAGCCGAGUCCAGAAGGUUCCGCCACCUUCCAAGAACAAAGAAAGGUCACGAAUAUACGCAAGAUUCCCAAAGAUUCAAAUUUUACCAGUGCGGGGUUGGAGAGCGAAGGUGCGCGGGCAUAGUCUGGCGGGUUGGCACGUGGGUCGUAGCCCAGUCGAGCCAACAUGGGAGCCACCUCGGCCAUGUGCUCCACGACGUCAUCGGGGAUGUGGCCCACCCACUUGGCCAGUGCGUCUGUGUUCACCGGCUUCACCACCUGGUCGGUAGAGCGCUCAACCCUGCCAGAUGUGCCCAAAAAUAACGGAAAAGUGUGAGCCAGAAUAGUCAUGCACAAUUUGAAGAAAAUAUCUACGAACUUUUGUACAUCUAGGAAGUCUUACGGUAUCUACUCACACAACCAUGAGAAAUAAAGAUAAACAUAUGUAAACCUGAACUGCACU